Erythranthe guttata (spotted monkey flower) is the source of this 1818-nucleotide messenger RNA. RefSeq names its product 26S proteasome non-ATPase regulatory subunit 4 homolog. Gene Ontology annotation, biological process: proteasome-mediated ubiquitin-dependent protein catabolic process. Gene Ontology annotation, cellular component: proteasome regulatory particle, base subcomplex; cytosol; nucleus. NCBI's taxonomy places the organism in Eukaryota, Viridiplantae, Streptophyta, Magnoliopsida, Lamiales, Phrymaceae. The record is from RefSeq and is a predicted model, not a curated record. Gene Ontology annotation, molecular function: polyubiquitin modification-dependent protein binding.
AGAAAUACGGACCCCUCUCUAUAAACCAUUUCAGAAUCCCUUUCUGCAAGUAAAUCUCAAAAAUCCUUCCCUACACAAGUGUACGAAUCAAGAGGGUUUCAUCUUCUCACUCUUCAAAAACAUUUCCUUUAUUCACAUUAAUCUUUCGAUUAAUCAUGGUGCUCGAGGCGACGAUGAUCUGCAUCGAUAAUUCGGAGUGGAUGCGUAAUGGCGAUUACCCUCCCAAUCGAUUUCAGGCUCAGGCCGACGCCAUUAGCCUAAUUUGUGGCGCUAAAACUCAAUCCAAUCCGGAGAAUACAGUGGGAGUGUUGACAAUGGCUGGAAAGGGGGUGCGUGUUUUGGUCACUCCGACUAGUGAUCUUGGAAAGAUAUUGGCUUGCAUGCACGGUCUAGAAAUAGGUGGCGAGAUGAAUUUGGCAGCUGGGAUCCAGGUCGCGCAGUUGGCUCUCAAACAUCGCCAAAACAAGAAGCAACAACAAAGGAUAAUUUUGUUUGCUGGAAGUCCUAUUGGUUAUGAGAAAAAGGUGUUGGAGUUGAUUGGAAAGAAAUUGAAAAAGAACAGUGUAGCUCUUGAUAUUGUAAAUUUUGGCGAAGAAGAUGGCGAAAAGUCUGAGAAGAUUGAGGCGUUGCUUUCUGCGGUAAAUAACAAUGACAGCAGCCAUAUUGUUCACGUUGCUCCUGGUCCAAGUGCUCUUUCUGAUGUGCUUAUCAGUACCCCAAUCUUUACUGGUGAUGGAGAGGGAGGAAGUGGUUUUGCUGCAGCUGGUGGAGUAUCCGGGCUUGACUUUGGUGUGGACCCAAAUGUGGAUCCAGAACUUGCUCUUGCACUCCGAGUUUCUAUGGAAGAGGAGAGGGCAAGACAAGAAGCUGCUGCAAAGAAGGCUGCCGAAGAAGCUACUAAACAGGAAACCGGAGAAGGGCAGUCUGCUCCACAAGAUGCAACUAUGACUGAAAGUGCAACUUCUAUACCUGAAAAAAAGACAAACGAUCUAAUGGAUGAUGAGAAUGCAUUGUUACAGCAGGCUCUGGCAAUGUCCAUGGACGAUCCUUCCUCCUCUGCUGUUGUUAGGGAUACUGACAUGUUAGACGCAUCUGCUGAUGAUCAUGAUUUGCAGCUCGCCCUUCAGUUGUCUGUAGAAGACCGUGCAGUAGAUCAAUCGAACCAGACAGAUGUGAACAAACUUUUGGCAGACCAAUCUUUUGUGUCUUCCAUCCUGGCUUCACUUCCGGGAGUCGAUCCAAAUGACCCGCAUGUGAAAGAUUUACUUGCUUCCAUGCAGAAUCAGUCUGAGAAAGAGGAUGAAGACAAGGGUUCGAAAGAUGAAGAUAAGAAGUGAAGAUGCUCUAGUUAUUAAUCUCUACUGUCAGGUGCAACAUCUAGCUUUACCCAAACUUAUAUUCUGAGCUUAUACGACAACACGGAAAUUUUUCAUUUGAAUUAAUUUGUUAAAUGUAACUGGUAUCAUAUUUUUAAUUUCUGUUUAUCGAGUGUUAUGCCACUAGUUGUCAUGCAACCAAGUGGGGUUUAAUCGGUUGAGCUAAAUGGGUAAACUUGUAUUUGCAACGGUUCAGCAAUCUUUUUCUACGCAUGCAGAAUUCUCCCAAGUGGUUCUAGUUUGCACAGAAACUGAAGAUUGGAGUUUGCCAUGAGCAAUCUUGUUAUGUUCUUAUAUGGAGAGCUUGCUGUGAAUUGAUGUACAACCCAUGAACUUGGGAAUUUAGAUAUUGUUCAUUCAUCGGUAUUUUGUCGAAUAUUACGACAUUUGGAAAUAUGCAUAUGACAUCGCAUGUGUUUGCUUAGUUAAUGACUUUAUAUUA